AGAUGACCAUCGAGCUCAGUAAAUUGACUCAGUCAUUUUGGGUCAUUGGCGUACUUUGAUGCAACCAGCUUUAGUUCUGUCCGUCUAGUCAAAGCCGAAAUGAAGUGGCUGAUAAUAAGUUUAAUUUCAAUUCACCUUGCAGAAUCUUUGAUGAGGAUUCCUCUAACCCACUUCAAGCCGAUAAGAACCAUCCUGAGAGAACGCAAUAAACUUGACGAUUUUCUAGCGCAUCACAAUUCAUCUACGCUCACCCAAAAAUACAGUCACUGUUACCCUUCCGAAUUCUUAAUGCUCGACGAUGUUGGCAUCACCUCUGUGCACUUGUCAAAUUAUAUGGAUGCCCAAUAUUAUGGAGAGAUUAGUAUUGGAACCCCUCCACAGAGGUUUAUGGUAGUGUUCGACACUGGCUCAUCUAAUCUCUGGGUGCCUUCUAUCUACUGCAUCAGCGAGGCCUGCAAACCACAUCGACGCUUUCGAUCAUUCUACUCAUCGUCGUAUUCUCCCAGGGGAAAUUCUUUUUCUAUACGAUAUGGUACUGGGCAACUUGUUGGGGUGAUGGGCAAAGAUAAAGUAAAAAUCGGAAACAUAGUUGUACAAGGCCAAGAAUUUGGUGAAUCUGUUUAUGAGCCAGGCUCGACAUUUACUCUGGCAAGGUUUGAUGGAAUUUUAGGUUUAGGAUAUCCUGCUUUGUCUGAAGGUGGAGCCUUUCCGGUAUUUGACAGAAUGAUGCACCAGGGUCUGCUGGAAGAGCCUGUGUUUUCUUUCCGACUCAGCAGAGAAAUGGACAGUCAUAGAGGUGGUGAACUGAUACUGGGAGGGAUUGACCAUUCCCGGUACACAGGGGACAUUAACUGGGUCCGAGUUACAGAGAAGAAGUACUGGAAAAUAUCACUACAAAAUAUAAAAUUUCACAACACUGUCGUGUGUCGCAACGGUUGUUCUGCAAUAGUUGACACUGGAACCUCUUUGAUAGCUGGUCCCUACUUGGAAAUAAAAGAAAUGUUUCAUAAUUUUGCUGACUUCCAGGUUGGCAUGGGCGAGUUUUUAGUAGAAUGCAAAAAAACACUGAGUUUGCCAAAUGUGACAUUUACGAUUGAAGGUGUGGAAUACACAUUGGAAGCUGAAGACUAUAUUAAAAAGCUUGAUAGAAGAAACUUAAUGUGCCUGUAUGGAUUCCAAGCCAUGAACGUAUAUACGUCUACUGACUUACAAUGGAUUCUGGGAGAUGUUUUUCUCGCAAAAUUCUACACCAUUUUUGAUCGGGGACAUGAUAGAGUGGGGUUUGCUAAAUCUCGUCAGUACUGAAGACUUGUGGGAACAUAGAAGAUUGAAGAAUAAGAAGUGAACUGUUCUUAUUUAAUAUCUACAAAAUGGUGCUUAAUGUUUCAGUAAUAUUCAGUGUUACAGACAACUGGAAAAUUAACAGCUCUGUUUUACUGAAAUAAAAGUAAUCGAUUCCAGCUCUGACGCCUUCGGCAAUUACAUUCUGUAAUAUUGAUUUCAAUAAAGGAUUUGCAAAUGUUGAGGAUAAAAGUUAAAAUCAUUUUAUUGAGAUGAAGUAUUGAAGCUCUCAGUGUGGGAGUCAUGGGCCAUGCGGUCCUCAGUGACUUGCCAAAGAGUGUUGGGCUUCUCAGUUUCUCGAGCACCUGUAUUUACUAAUUGUUGUCUGAACUAGCAUCCCUAAGCCCUUGUGCUGUUUGUUUAUUCUUGUUGAUUUAAUUGUGUCUGACACAGGUUUCCUAUCUUCUAUGAUUAUUUAAAGGGAACUCUCAUUUAGUGCUUUUGUGGAGUCUUUGUGGAGAAUGAUCUGUCUCACAGUGUCGCUCGAUUGUGCCACCAUGGCUCUGUUGGUAUUCCUAUGUAUAACCUCCUGUUCCUGUUUCUUCAUGAGGAGUCUGCUGUUUCUUGGCACUCUGGUUGAGUUGUUGCCAGUGCUCACUGUGACAAAGCCUGCCGUUCCUCUGUAUCUGGGUUCGGUCCUGCCAGCGACCACCAUAACAGAGUCAUGUUCCUAAGGUUGAAGUUAUGGGACAACAAAGGCAAUAAAACCAGUUUAAAUAAUCACUCAUGACGGAAAAUGUGGCUAGGGUAAUUUCUAUUGUUGAUGUGAUAGAAUCAGGAUUAAUUCCAAACAGUUUAAAUAACCAUUGAUGAUGGAAAAAGCGGGGAAUAUUUUUCCAUUUUUGACAUGAUAGAAUCAGGAUUAAUUCCUAUCAUACUCAGGAAGAUAGGUGACCACUUGUUUUCAAAAGGCUCCCAAUUCUGUUGGGAAAGCAUGAGCUAAACAGUAAAUAUACUGCUUGACAAAUACUAUUAGCAUCAUAUAAGACACUAUAACAAAUUUGUGCUUCUUGCCAUGAGAAGAUUUUUUUUCAGGCGAGAAGAUCUAUUUUGUUGAUCUGGAAGGAAACUAAUCCUCCAACUACAUUCCAAUGGUUUUCUCAAACUAUAUUAAGUUUAAAUUUAGAAAAAAUUAGAAGUGAUAUUUUUGACUCUUUGGUUAAAUUUGAAGAAACUUGGAAACCUUUUAUGCAACAUUUUCAUAUGAUGUAAUCUGACCUUUCUGAAUCUUUUUUUAAAAACUUAAAUUAUAUGAUUACAGGAGCGGAGUUAACGACAUUACUGAACGUGUCUGAUACAAGCUAUUGGUCUAGCCCUGUUUUGCUUUUUUUUGGGUUUUUUUUUUCUCUUUUUCUUUUGGGUUUUUUUUGUUUAUAUAUUUUUUUUCUUCUUAUUUCUUUUUUAAUGACUAAUUUCAUUAUGAGUUUGGAAGUCUUUUAUAUCUAUGU
Mobula hypostoma (lesser devil ray) is the source of this 2789-nucleotide messenger RNA. RefSeq names its product cathepsin E-like. NCBI's taxonomy places the organism in Eukaryota, Metazoa, Chordata, Chondrichthyes, Myliobatiformes, Myliobatidae. Gene Ontology annotation, biological process: proteolysis. Gene Ontology annotation, molecular function: aspartic-type endopeptidase activity. Bases 100 to 1305 code for a protein of 401 amino acids. The transcript is spliced from 9 exons. The record is from RefSeq and is a predicted model, not a curated record.